AAACAUAUUUGAGUAUGAAUUGUUGGGUUGGGAGCUUUAAGUUGAAACCGUGAUCGACCUUAAACCUUGACGUCUUCACAUUACAAUCACAAAACCCUCGUAUUUGAUUUGAGAUUAUUAAGAUUUUGCAAAACAUUCAUACAAGAGUUUCAUCAAACACAUGGCGUCCCUCAUAUCCACCAAAUCCAACCACUUUCGCUACGCCUCUCGCUCUCUCUUCUCUCACCUUCUUCGCAAUCCCUCACCCACUUCCUCCCUUCUUUCACCAUCAUCACUCUCUCAUCAUCUCUCAACGCAACCUCGCCAGGUCGGGAAUCAAGGUUAUGGUAAUGGGUCAUUUAUGCUGUAUCAUAGAUUUUUAUCUGGUACUGCUAAUCAAGAUAAACCACCAGCUGAUAAUAAUAAUAAUUCAUCAAAAGAUGAUUCUGGUAAAGGAAAAGAAUCUGGGGGAGAACAGCAACAGAAAAGUGAUGCUGGAAAAUCCAUUCGUGGAUCGCCGGUUUCUUGGUUGAGCUUAGUUUUUCUGGUUUUAACCGGAGCUGGAUUGGUAUAUUACUAUGAUAAUGAAAAGAAACGACAUAUAGAAGAAAUACAUAAUGCUUCACAGGAAGUUAAGCAGGGACCUUCUGCGGGCAAAGCUGCGAUUGGGGGUCCAUUUGAGCUCACCAACCAUCACGGAAAACGUGUAACUGAAAAAGACUUCUUGGGUAGAUGGACAUUGAUGUAUUUUGGAUUUACUCACUGCCCAGAUAUCUGUCCUGAGGAACUACAGAAGUUAGCAGCUGCAGUUGAUAAAAUAAAGGAGAAAUCUGGAAUUCAAACUGUGCCAGUUUUUAUCUCUGUUGAUCCUGAGAGGGAUACUGUUGAACAAGUGGCUGAAUACGUCAAAGAAUUCCAUCCAAAGCUGAUUGGACUAACUGGUAGCACAGAUGAGAUAAAAAGUGUUGCUCGUGCAUAUCGUGUUUAUUACAUGAAGACAGCAGAGGAAGACUCAGAUUAUCUUGUUGAUCACUCCAUAGUCAUAUACUUGAUGGCACCUGACAUGGGAUUCGUGAAGUUUUUCGGCAAGAACAAUGAUGUUGACUCACUUACUGAUGGAGUUAUUAAGGAGAUAAAGCAGUAUAAGAAGAAGUAACAUGCACCACUUUACUAUUGCUAGCAAUUUUUCUUCAUUGUUUGAAAAAUUUGUCAUUGAGUUUAGACUUAUGCUAGAAAACUACACAAGUCUAAAUAUAAUUUGAAGGCUAAUUCCUUUUUAGGUGAUGUUGGAGUUUUUGACAGUUUUAAAAGAGCACAACUUAAUUGAUGUCAUUGUUUCAAUGGUUAUUGUACUUGAAAAAAUAUUAUGGAAAUCUUUAGAUGCAACAAUACUUCAACUACAA
This is a messenger RNA of Vicia villosa (hairy vetch), 1382 nucleotides long. RefSeq names its product protein SCO1 homolog 1, mitochondrial-like. Lineage: Eukaryota; Viridiplantae; Streptophyta; Magnoliopsida; Fabales; Fabaceae. Bases 161 to 1135 code for a protein of 324 amino acids. The record is from RefSeq and is a predicted model, not a curated record. Gene Ontology annotation, biological process: mitochondrial respiratory chain complex IV assembly. The transcript is spliced from 7 exons.